Messenger RNA from Acanthosepion pharaonis, 840 nucleotides. Lineage: Eukaryota; Metazoa; Mollusca; Cephalopoda; Sepiida; Sepiidae. The record is from the annotation of a GenBank genome assembly.
AUGACAAUCACUACAGCAUCUUCUCCCUUGUUGCGCCGAGAAAGAUCAUUUCAUUUCCUUCAUUUUAACCUUCUUUUAAUUCUACUAAUUAUUUUUCACUUCUUAUUUAUUGUCUUUUUACUCUUACUACUUCUUCUCUUCGCCCAGAACCUCCUCCUCCCUCUUCUUCUAUUUAUCCUUUUUUUCUUUCGCUCAGUUGUUUUUCUUUUCUUUCUUCUUCUAGUGAUAUUCUUUUUGUUUUUAUCCUUCUCAUACCUCUAUUUCUUUUUUGUUUUGUUCUUGUAUUCCUCCAUUUUUCCUUCUAAAUAUAAUGUUUGUUGCCGUUCUUUUCAUUGCAGUUCUUCUUCUUCUCUUAAUUCUUCUUUUUUUCUUCUCUUCUUCAUAAAUCUUUUACCCCGACUGAUAAUUAACUUUCUUUUCUUCCUAUUUCUUUAUCUACUGACUUCUUCUUCUUCUUCUUCUUCUUCUUCUUCUUCUUCUUCUUCUUCUUCAAAUUCCUUUUCUACUACUAUUACUACUAAUAUGUUUGUUGCUCUUCUUCUUCUUCUUCAAAUUCUUCUUUUCAUUUCUUAUACAUAUUUAUUUUAUUCACUCUUCUUCUUCAUCUCAUUCUUCUUAAUUUCUUUACGUCUAAUUAUUUUAUUUUCUUUCUUCUCCCAUCCAUACAUCUAUUUCCUACCCCUUUUAUUUUUCUAUCCUUUUUCUUACUUCGAUUCCUUAUAUUUUUUUCGUUCUUUUAAUUCUUCUUCUUUAACUUCGCCAUCUAUUUGUUUCUUCUUUAAAUUAUAUUUCUUUUUCUUCUUCUUCUUCUUCCAAUCUUAUUUUUACUGCAACUUAUAA